Molecule: messenger RNA, 1734 nt
Organism: Paramisgurnus dabryanus
Lineage: Eukaryota; Metazoa; Chordata; Actinopteri; Cypriniformes; Cobitidae
Source: RefSeq, a predicted model, not a curated record
GACGAAAAGAAAAUGUUAGUUCUAGACCAAAAAAGAUAUGGGAAGAUAAUGCCUUUAUGGCAGUGGAAUAAGAGAAAAGCAUACAUUUUAUUUCAAUUGAUAAAAGUUUUAAGGUUUUAACCCUGAUAUGUGCCAGGGCUCAGCCACAAAUGGCUGAGGAAAAGAGGAGGAUGACCAAAGUUUUAAAAAAUAGCCAAACGUUUCUAAAAAGUGCAUUCUGGAUUGAAGUGCAUAGGAUUUUUUGGAGAUGUGUGUGUGUGUGUGUGUGUCUUUACAGGCCACCAGGAAAUAAAAGUCAAACUGUGGUUGGUUGCUUUACAUGUCAGUCGGACGUCCUCCUGGCCGGUCUUUGGCCAAUGAAAGCUGCUUUGAAGUCCAGACUUUGAGACAAACAGCACAUGUGACAGACAUCGGUCAGAGCAAACUCACUUCAUCUGCUGGAUUAGGCUACAUUUUUCCUCUGCUUAUAACAAGAAUUUGUGUAACAACAUGAGAAUCACACAGCUUCACAUCUAUCUGCUCGUAUGGCUUCAAGCUGCGGAGACUUUGGAUCAACUCACAGAUUUGGGACAGAAUGUGUCUAUAAACUGUGAUCUGGAUAGAGAAGAGAUUUAUUGGUUAUUACUGAAAACAGCAGAUCCUCCUAUGAUGAUAUUACGCACUUUAUCAUCAAAACCUUUGUUCUUCAACAAAACAUUCAGACACAAAUAUUCACUUCAAUCUAAAAAUCAUCUGUUUAUAAAUAACAUCACUAUUGAUGAAUUAGGAGUUUAUUACUGUAUGAAGAAAGAUACACCUCCAAAAUUCAGCAGUGGCACCAGACUACAUGUAAAGGAGCCAACAGAAAGCCCAAACCAAGAAACUUGUAUACAGCAAACUGAUACAGUAGUGAAAUAUAUUGAACAAAAUGAGAACAGAGUCACGCCGUGGCAGAUUCUUACCAUCAUACUUGGUCUGCUGAAUGGUGUUUUGUUAAUUGUGAUCAUAGGACUAUUAAAGGUUUUCAUUGUUGGAAGUAAAAGAUUUGAAGAUUGUUCACAACAACUUCAUGACACUGAACUACAGCAGGUGACCUACAGAUGUUUAUCAGCGAGUCACAAACCAGUUACAGUAUACAGAAGUGAACUUUUUAAAGCUGCAUAAAAGUCUCUGCAAAACAAAUCCAGUAUAGUUUCUGUGUUGAUCUAAUGCUGCCAUCUCACAGUUUACACGAGCUGUUAUUGAUACUUUAUUAUAUCACACCACUCAUUUACUAAUGUCUGUAGUUUGUAUUCUUUACACGAGUGUUUCUGUAAUAGGGGACAUUGUGUGAGCAGAUCAAAAAAUGUAACGUUUCAAGAUAAAUGCAAAAUGUCUAUAAGUGAUGAGACUGAAGUACUGUACAUGUAGUGUAGUUUUAACACAAGUCUUCUUGGUUAACAAUCAUUCUUACUUGAUUUGGCAACAACAUGUAACAACCAGCCAUAAUGCAGCUGCAGAGUUGUAGUUCAGUUUAACCUUAACAUCCACUCAGAUGUUGUAAAAAAGUUAUUAAUUGUGAAUAGGGUGUUAUGAAUACUGGUAAUGCCAAAAUGUGUACACUGCCAAAAACUAAUCUCUUACUUAGUAUUUUUUGUCUCAAAAUCAAGAUGCAUUUUCUUGAUGAGUUAAAUGACCUACAAAAAUAAGUCACGUUUUUAGGAAAAAUAUGUCAAAAUUAAGUUCAUUUGUGCUUAAAACAAGCAAAAAUAUCUG